This is a messenger RNA of Myotis brandtii (Brandt's bat), 2912 nucleotides long. It is a transcript of the gene RNF4, whose product is annotated as ring finger protein 4. The transcript has 6 exons. NCBI's taxonomy places the organism in Eukaryota, Metazoa, Chordata, Mammalia, Chiroptera, Vespertilionidae. The coding region runs from base 607 to 1089 and encodes 160 amino acids. The record is from RefSeq and is a predicted model, not a curated record. Gene Ontology annotation, biological process: positive regulation of transcription by RNA polymerase II. Gene Ontology annotation, molecular function: zinc ion binding; transcription factor binding.
CACUCAGAACCGUGAAUCCCAAAGAGCCUGGAGCCUGAGGCCCUGGUCCACCCAGUCCACUGCCCCAAAUCUGGCGCCCUGGGAUCUGCACCCUGCCCUCCGUUAGGGGAGGCUGGUGCAGGGGCUGCUCCUUGGGUCUCCCGGGCGGCUGGGAGCAGGUGGUCGCACCCCUGUGCAGGGCUGAGCACUAGCUGCCCUGGGAGGGUCGCCUUAUUUGUAAGAGUCCAAAAUUGGGUCCACUGGCAAGAGAAGGAAUGGCUCUAUGAAUUAUGGUGUGUUAGUACGUGGACUAUUUCAAAAAGAACAAGGUCAUUUUGUAUAAAUUACAUUGGACAUCUCUGAUACAGUGUGAUUUUUAUUCCUCUGAAACUUUUAACACAAGAAAAUAAAACAAUUUGAACAUGCUAAAUAUGUUACAAGUCACUUCCCCCAAAUUUAAACAAAUGCUGUUUUUAAAAAUUCUACCCUCAUACUUUCUAAAGUUAAUAACAGAGGAAAACGGGUAUGUCUUUCAGCGUAUAGGACUAGAGUGUGCUCUGCCCUUCAUGCGGACUUACGUGCCAGGAGACGCUGGGCACCCGCUCUUUCCCGUGUUGCCGUGUGUUCAUGUGGACACUGCAGUGGGCCCCGGGGCUCAAAGCUGGAGAUGAAAUAGUGGACCUCACCUGUGAGUCUUUGGAGCCCGUGGUUGUCGACCUGACACACAACGACUCUGUAGUGAUCGUUGAUGAAAGGAGGCGGCCCAGGAGGAACACUAGGAGGCAGCGCCAGGACCACGCUGACAGCUGUGUGGUGAGCAGCGAUGACGAAGAGCUGAGCAGGGACAGGGACGUGUAUGUGACCACGCACACUCCCAGGAACGCCAGGGAAGAGACAUCGCCGGGGCUCAGGCCCUCCGGCACGGUCAGUUGUCCGAUCUGCAUGGAUGGAUACUCAGAGAUUGUGCAGAAUGGGCGUGUCAUUGUCUCUACAGAGUGUGGCCACGUCUUCUGCAGCCAGUGCCUCCGAGAUUCCCUCAAGAACGCCAACACUUGCCCGACCUGCAGGAAGAAGAUGAGCCACAAACGCUAUCACCCCAUUUAUAUCUGAUGCGCUGCGAGCUGCCUCGGAGAAGGACGGACAGUGACAUCCCCGCGGGCUCCUCACGCGGCCUUCGUGGGUUCUCUGCCUCCAAUUUCCUGAGCUCAAAAGACUUUAAACCAAGGCCUGAUAUGUAGACUGCUCCUUAUUUCCAGCCCUCUGAGGUCCUCUCGUUACCUCCAGCUUGAUGCCUCAGCCGGAGCCACAGCCCUGCCGGCCGGGUGUGGCCUGCUCCCCUGGCGGCCUGGUUCCAGGGCAGGCGAGGAGCUGAGCGCCUUGAAGUUGAGAAGCAGGUUCCAGCCUCUCCGGGACCUGCACGUUUGCCAAGAUGCUCCCCCGCGUGGGAGGUUUGCGCAGCUUCCCCCAAGUGUUGUCGGGGAGCCGGCCCUGGUCAGGGCAUGAGCCAGUCCACCCAGCUCCUGCGGGCAUGCUACCUCACCCGGCCUCUGCCCGCACAGUGACCGAGCCGACAGCCCCGGAGGACCAACCACUGGGCUCCUUCCCGACCUUCGCAGUGACAGGCAGGGAUUUCUGCAGGGCCAUGCCCAGGCCUCUGAGGAUGAAACGUGCAAUAAAGCCCGUCCACCGCCGCCUCCUCGCAGCCCAGGAGAUGCAGCACCGUGAGUGUCCCUCAGGCCCCGCCCUGUCCUGUCACCCCGUUCUCAGGAACUGACCAGGCCCCAGGGUUCCCCUCCUGGCGCGGGCCAGGCACGGUACACAGGGCAGGCCUGUACUCGGUGUCCGCUCCUUUCUGAUAAAAUCCGUCCUCGUCACCAUAUGCCCGUUGGUCCUCAGUCCCCGCUGCCCACGGUCUCCUCAAGUAUGGACACCGGAAGGCGGUGCAGUAUUUGUGGCCUUAUCAGCCCAUGUCCAGCUGUUGCCCAAGCCGCAGCCACCCCGUGUCUCAGAGCGUGGCCCACCUGACGAGCUGGGUCCUGCCUUGGCCUUCUCACCACCCCACCAACCCACCAUUUCAGAAGCUGAUCCUCUGGUCAUCUGGACUGUGGCCCUCUGCAGUUCUGGUUGGCAAAGUUCUGUGGCCUCUCCUCACCAAGGGGCAGAUAACACCCCCUGCCCACUCUGCAGGCGUGGGAGCCUCUGGUUUCCAGGUGGCAGCACUGCUCCUAACGCACAGGGCUGAGGGGUGACGGGAGUGCCAGCCUGCCCCACCUCCACACCCUCCUCACAGGCCUCAAGCCAGACAGCAGCCUCUGCGUGUGGAGCAUCGGCAGGGGGAGCGGCCCUGGCUUUGCAGCAAUAACUGGCCUUCAGUUCCCUGGAAGGAGCAGGGACUUGGCACAGUUCACUUUAACGGGGCUGAAGGAGUGUCCCUCUUCUGUGAAAGUUUUAUUCUUCAUUCUGCCUUUGUAGCUGUUUGGCUCACUUCCAAUUAGUCUGUUUUAAUGAAAGGAAUAAUGUUCUACUUGGAGGUGAGGAGGCAGGACAUGGUUCCCACAGCGGCUGUGCCGUGUCUGCCCUCCGACCGGACAUGGUUGCCGUCGCGUUUCUUCCGGGCUGCGUGGGAGCGUCUCCUGUGACCUGACAUUACUAGCCUCCAGGAGCCGGGAUGACCACACAGCCCAAGCCCUGCUUUACAUUUGAGAACAAACGACUGAUCAUGAAAGCUGUGCUUCUACAUUAAAUUGGGGGGAUGUUAAGUUUCUACUGUCAGAAACUACAAAAUAGGAAAAGGUCGAUAUGAAAACCCCUCCUUCUCAGUGUACAUAGUCCAAAUCUUUCUUUGUUACGUUUAAACUUUACCCAUAAUGUCAGUCUGUUUCGGACCUCUGCUGGUGUUACAGAUGGAAAUAAAACCAGGAAUUUGAACCAGG